AACAAAAUGGCGGUGGAUGAGUCACGCCUGAAGUGUGAGAAAAACGACCUAAAAACAUCCAUACUUUAUUCCUAUCUAGCAGAAACGAACACGAAAUGGAAGCCUGUUGGUCUAACCUUUGUAGAGUACCCCGAAGGUUUGGAAAAAGUUUGUUUUUCUGUGUGAAAAAUGCUGUUAUUUUCGCGGUUUUUCCCGGCUAGGGUGGCUAGGGGCGAGUAAAAUGCUGAAAUAAGGAGGCGAUGUUGUUGUUAAGGUAGUUCGUGUUGUGUAUGUUUGUUGAGGUAGAUUUGGUGGGAGUUUCGGGCGAUGAAAAGAUAAGGAUUUGGUUGAGAUAAUUAAUAUAGCCUGAGGGUGUUGUACAAUAUACAUGUACGUUCUAUUUUUGUAACAAUUACUCAAUUAGUGACCAAUUAUAAAUAAUUAAGUGUCCAUGGAGAAAUUCAUCCCAGGUUGCACACUUGUUCUGCAAAGGGGGGAGGGUGCUAGUUACACUCCUCCCAUACAGGAAAUUUCUGCCAUCUGGAGGGGAAGGGGAGAAAAAUUUGUUUCUGAUAAUAGUAAGUAUAUUAGUAGGGUUGCACCGGAACCAAUUUUUUAAGUUCCGGCCGGAACUGGAAAAAAGUUCUGGCCGGAACUGAUUUAUUAAUCCAUAUAUAGUCAUAUGUUACUUUGUCCGUUGCCAGACAGUCAGACACUUCAAAUCAUCAAGAAGAGAGCUCACAAAUUUUAGAAUAAAAAGAUUGACAAAUGUUAAACGUCAUAAUGAAGUGUUAAUAGUGUAAAUUUCCAUUGCAUAGUCCAAAUUUCUUCCUACUUGGAACUUUUGUUCAACACAAAAACGUUUGAUAUCCUAUCUCCCUGAAAACGACAGAGUUCUGGUUUCGGCCAUGCUUUUUAUAUUAGUUCUGGCCGGAACCGGAACUCGGGGUUCCAGUCGGAACUAACCGGCCGGAACCAAGUUCCGGUGCACCCCUAUAUGUUUUAUUGUAAAUAAUAUUUGGGACGUAAAGAUUAAAUAUAGGCAAGUCUAUUUCCUAAAAGAAUCAAAAACUAAAAAUAAUGUUUGUAAAAUUUCCAAACAGCAUGACAAUUGACAAGGCACUGCAAAGUCUAUUCAGGGGAGAUAGUAGAGUUUCAAAACUUUACAAUUGGUCCAAUAAACCAGUGAAUGCAAGCGAGGAGCAAUUAGUUUCAGAGUAUUGCACUGUCUUUUUCUAUUUGAGUGUACUCCUAUGUUUAUUUUGUAUCAUCAACACUCUGCAUGUUACGUUGGAGUGGACUAUUUAAUUUUUUUUAUUAUGCCGAAUAUUGGGGGGGGGGGUUGAAAAUUUUUUUGGAGGGGUGGACAUUUUGUUUGGGGGGGUUAUAUCGGCAAUAUUGGGUGCCCCCCCACAAAAUCCGUCUAUGUUCAAUACAUUACCUCGGGCUGACCAAUUCAUUUGAUAGAAAAUUGAUCAACUUCCUGUUACUUUUAAAUGAGCCAAUUAGAUUUUGUUUCAGAACCGAUUGACCAAUAGGAAAUGCACAGGAAGUAAAAAAAAAUUGAAUUCAUAUAAAUUGGUCAGCCCGAGGUAAUGUAUUGAAUCAAUAUUUGAGGAACACUUCAAUUGGAACGGCAGUAAUAAUAUCCUGGUCAUUUCUCAUUCCAUGACCUUUCCAAAAACUGAGUUAUUAAUUGGUAGCUUUGAAUAAUCAGUAAUAGACUGACCAGCCUGUGUUGAACAUGUUCCGUGUGUAUUUUUCCAAUCUCUUACAUUUCCUUUGCCUUAUUAUUUUUUAUUCAAUCAAUUUUAUUUUCAGGAGAUCUAGCUGGCAAAAUCUUGGCCUGGUUAAGUUUAUCCCCAAUCUUUAUUCUCAUUGGUUUUGUUGCUGUGAUCAUCUUUCGACGUGAGCUACAUACGGUACAAAGUUCUAUAAAAUUAUUCCUAGGGUUGAGCCUGGAGACUCAUCAGAUAAUUACACAAAGUUGUGUCGGUCAUGUGUGCCACCCGCCCAUCAACAUACUGUAUUUGAAUUGUAAUUGGUGUUCACAGUUUGCUAAUUACCAUUAUGUUAUUGCUCAAAUUACUGUAUCUCAUUUCAUGUCUCUAUUAUUUUUUGCUUUUUCAUGAAAAAUAGCACCCCUCUGGCCAGGGCUAUGGGGGUGCCCACACCCCAGUAAAUCCAUCCCUGUAUAUCCUUCAAAAUUCUGCUUGUAUAUCCACAGCAGCUGAUUUUUAUUACAAUUUACAAUUGAAGAUACUGUAUUUAAUACAAUUUACAAGAAAUGUAGAAAAAUUCAAUUAUCUCGUUUUCAGGUAGCGUUUUUUCUUGGCUGUGUCUUGAAUGAAGGUCUAAGUAUAGCAAUCAAACAUGCAAUUAAAGAACCACGACCAUGCAGAAGUCCUACGUCACAUUAUAUAGAAUAUGGUAUGCCAUCGAGUCACGCUGCAUUUGUUGCAUUCUUCACGACAUAUACACUUUUUUUUGUUUAUGUAAGGUAAGGAUUGUGUACACUCAUAUAGACCCAUUGCACAUGACGUCACAGCGCCGGUGAUGAUGCAUCUGGAGGACAAAUUAGCAAUCUAUGCAUAACAUAACUUUUGUAAACAAAGCAAAUUUUGUAAAACUUUAUAAUAAUUUUGUAUUAGAAUGGUUAAUUUUUGUGCUGUAUGUGGUUGUUGUACUCGAACAGAUAUUGUUAGGGAGCAUCUGGAGGACACUACCUACACCAGCACAUAUCUUUUGCUUCUCUCUAUUUCACCUUUUCUUUUCGCUUUGGGCUUUUGUUCCUACUGAAAAACAUGUUCAAAUGUGUCCAAACAAAUGUCAUUUAAUUUUUUGUUUACAGACUUCCUUCACCAUCAAGUGAGUUUAUUGAUAAUCUAUGGAGACAUUUAACGUCACUAGGCCUGCUCUGUCUAACUGCAGCGGUUUCAUUUGGCAGG
This is a messenger RNA of Paramuricea clavata, 2927 nucleotides long. Lineage: Eukaryota; Metazoa; Cnidaria; Anthozoa; Malacalcyonacea; Plexauridae. The record is from the annotation of a GenBank genome assembly.